AUGGCUCGAGGCGCCCACGCAUGCGAAAUUCGACUCCUAGCUUCUUUUCUGAUUUUAAUCCCAGCUCUCGUUGGAUUGGGGCUGCACGCGCUUCUUGCCAUCACGCUAUACAGGGUAACAAAUAGAUACAAUCUCAAUGGUUGGAGAAACUUCUGCAAAAUCAGCUUUUAUGUGAUUACAGUGCAGUUGCAGUGGUGCGACGUUUGCGCUUUAUUCCUCGACCUUUAUGUUGCCUUUCCGCUUUCGCUAACCGGUCAUCAGUACAUGGGUGACAGCAUGGCCUUGUACUACGCUCCCUUAUUCUUCGAAGGAAUCGCAUUCAAUGCUCUGUUCCUACUAUUGUUUUUAAUGAGCCUCAACCGAUUCCUAAUAUUUGUUUUUCCUCGAGUGAAUCACAGAGUCUUCACUUAUAUGGGAACAAGGAUGUAUGUGACUACUCUCGUAAUUCUUAACUCAGUGAUAAAAGAAAUUCAAAGAACUAGUACUCAUUACUGGACAAGUUGUUGUUAUUUUUGCGUGUACUGUUCAGAAUGUCGCUACUCCUUUGGGUUAUUGUAUUCCUAUUUAUUGGAUUAUCAAAUUACUUCGGAUGUCGAAAGCAGUUUGCCAAAGAUGUUUAUGAGCAUAGCGUCGAACAUCUUCCCUGUCACAAUGAUCGUAAUGUACGUUAUCGUCUAUGUCAAAAUUAGAAACGUUACUCGGGACGUCGUGAGGAUGGACUUCAGUCGUGCCAAGCAGGAAGUCAAAUACUUUGUGCAGACAGUAUUGAUUAGUAUUCUAAUCAUUGUCGAGAUGGGAGCGUUUGUCAUUGUACCUUACUUAGGAGUGACUGGCUACGGUCAAUUCUACUUGAAUAUUCUGAUGAAUUUAAUCAUCAUUUCUACCAACCUAGUCACUCCCGCCGUUAUAUUCACCUUCAACUCAGAUGUUCGACAAAGUUUACUUUCGUUAAUCUCACGAGAGCCUACUCAAACUGUUCAAGUUGUUACGACAAUUCUCUGA
Molecule: messenger RNA, 1002 nt
Organism: Cooperia oncophora
Lineage: Eukaryota; Metazoa; Nematoda; Chromadorea; Rhabditida; Trichostrongylidae
Source: the annotation of a GenBank genome assembly